AUGCUGCACGGUACACAGGCAGCCUCAUCGGCAGCUCAGACGUCCGCCUUGGCAUCAGUCAACUCAUCGCCAACGCAUCACUCAGCGCGCCUGCUCAUUGACACCGGAUCCGAGCUCACCUUCGUCUCGGAGAAUCUCACUCGGCAGCUCAACAUCCCUCGUCAACACUCAGGCAUUCUCAUCACUGGAAUUGCAGGCAAGGAGUGUACUCGGACACGAGGAGUCGUGUCACUCACGUUAUGCUCGAUGCAUUCCAACGCAGCUGCCACAAUUCAAGCUCAUGUCCUCCGGACAGUUACAUCAAUCUUACCAUCGUUCGAGGCGGAACCGGAGGAAUGGCCGCAUCUCAAGGACUUGGCAUUAGCCGAUCCUGACUUUCUCAUUCCGCGGCCAGUUGACAUCCUCAUCGGCGCAGACGCUUACGGGCAAAUCAUCAAGCCCAAUAUCAUUCGGCAUUCUCCACUCAUGCCGAUAGUGCAACUCUCCAUUUUCGGAUGGCUCGUUCUUGGACCAGUCAAUAGGGAAGCAACACGCACAUCAACGCACCAUGCUUCUACUCAAGUCAACGAGGAUGCUCUCAACGAGUUACUGACAAAAUUCUGGGUUCAAGAGGAGGUGCCUACUCACGAUGUCAACCAACUCACUCCUGACGAGCAGAGGUGCGAAGAGCACUUCAAGGCCACACACUCUCGUGAUUCUUCAGGGAGGUACGUCGUCAGGAUUCCGCUCAAAUCACCAGUAUAUCUUCUGGGUGACUCGUACCACGUCGCCCAUCAGUGCCUCAAGGGACUACGCAGACGAUUCUCAAGGGAUGUGAACUAUCAACGUCUCUAUCAACAAUUCAUGAUGGAGUACGAGACACUCAACCACAUGACGAAGGCAUCAUCCAUCUCCAGUCGUCGCUCACACUUCUACCUGCCACAUCACGGUGUUCUCAAGCCUGACAGUACAACAACGAAGCUGCGAGUCGUAUUUAAUGGCUCCAGCGCAUCAACAUCGGGCUACUCUGCUAACGACCUCAUGUAUACUGGAGCGAAAUUGCAUCUGAAUAUCUCAGAUGUUCUCCUCUGGAUACGAAGACACCGUCACAUUUUCGCUACGGACAUCACCAAGAUGUACAGGCAGAUCAAGAUUCACAAGGAUGACUGGGAGUUGCAGCGAAUACUCUGGAUGGACAAUCAACUCAAUGAAGUGCCAUAUCAUCUGACAACCGUCACCUACGGGACAAAGGCCGCGCCGUUCUUGGCCGUACGGACGCUAUUACAAUUAGCAGAGGACGAAGGGCAUAACUAUCCACUGGCCGUGCCAUCCAUCACUCAUGGCAG
Messenger RNA from Vollenhovia emeryi, 1325 nucleotides. RefSeq lists its product as uncharacterized. Gene Ontology annotation, molecular function: aspartic-type endopeptidase activity. The annotation marks the transcript as partial. Gene Ontology annotation, biological process: proteolysis. Lineage: Eukaryota; Metazoa; Arthropoda; Insecta; Hymenoptera; Formicidae. The transcript is spliced from 2 exons. The record is from RefSeq and is a predicted model, not a curated record.